Molecule: messenger RNA, 3618 nt
Organism: Ylistrum balloti
Lineage: Eukaryota; Metazoa; Mollusca; Bivalvia; Pectinida; Pectinidae
Product: glutamate receptor-like
Exons: 7
Coding region: 426-1889 (487 amino acids)
Biological process (GO): synaptic transmission, glutamatergic; monoatomic ion transport; modulation of chemical synaptic transmission
Cellular component (GO): plasma membrane; postsynaptic membrane
Molecular function (GO): transmitter-gated monoatomic ion channel activity involved in regulation of postsynaptic membrane potential; glutamate-gated receptor activity
Source: RefSeq, a predicted model, not a curated record
UUUAUAUCUGUAUCGUUAAUUAUCAAAAUCAGUUGUGACUUUAGCGAGGGAUGAUACUGCGCUGCAGAACUGGUUCACAGAGGAGGAAGAUAAAGCUUUGUACCAGCGGGGCUACUCCACCUGCCUGCCUCACAGGACUCAGCUGCUGUACAAAAUUAAAUCGUAUCAUCCUAACAGGUUACAUGUGAUUUUCUGUCAGUCUGAUUUUAGGAUAUUAAAAUCUCUCUGGCGAGAGUAGAGAAAACUGUUUAAGAACAGUACUGGUUGCCGGUUCUAACGCGUGCAUUGAUAACGACGUGGUAUCAGGUUACACCUUGGUUAAACCCAGUCUCCCUGCCCCGUCCAGUGCAUUCCAGUUCUCUUACACAUCGGGUAUCUGCUACUGAGACGGAGUUGAAAUUUUCAGUGAAGUUAUUUCCACCAAAAUGAAAUUCUGGAAGCUGUCGUGCCUGAUCGCUGUGGUUGGAUGUUCUAUUUCGAUUGAGGCUCAGGAUGCAUCAUACAAAGUCGUCACAUUACUGGCUCCCCCAUGGGUGAUGGAACGUGACGGUGGUCGACGUCAGGAGGGCUUCAUGAUUGACCUGUUGGAGAAGGUGUCCAGGGUAGCGGACUUCAAUUUCUCUCUUGCCUUUGUCAAGGACGGCAAGUACGGCAGUGAAAUGGGAGGAAGAUGGGACGGGGCAAUAGGCGAACUCCUCGCUGGAGAAGCUGAUAUUGCAGCAAUGCCGAUGAUUGUGACGGAGAAGCGACAGUCAGUAGUUGAUUUUUCUACACCCAUUAUCAACAGCGGACACAGGAUACUUAUAAAAAAGCCAGUCACACACAACGAUCCAUUAAAGGUAUUGUUUGAACCCUACUCACUUCCGGUGUGGAUUUUAGUGGUGGUCAUCUCGUGGCUCAUGGGCGGGGUCCUUAUUAUCAUCAACAAAUUUAGUCCAUCAGAAUGGGGUCAGUUACCCGAACACGAGGAUCCGACUUUUUCCAGGAACAGCUUCGCAGCAAACAACGCUUUCUUCUUCGUUCAUAGUACGCUGACUUGGCAAGGGUACAAAGAGGUACCGAAGUCACCAGCUGGAAGGAUUAUUGUCUGUAUGUGGUUCAGUUUUAUCUUCUUCAUGAUCAUUGCCUACACUGCUAACCUCACGGCGUUACUGAUCGCUAGAGGACCAAACCAACAAACCGUUCCUUUCAAAACAUUCCAUGAAAUGGCAGCACAAACUCUGACUCCAUACGGGACCAUGCAGAACGUCCAUCUGAUCAACAAGCUGAGGGACUCAAACGACCCAGUAUUUCAUAAGAUACUGGCUUACAUGAACCUCGGGGAUAACAACUUUAAACAAAUUAGUGAUGCCAUACAGAGAAUUAGAAAUUCGCCUAACGGGUAUGCUGCAAUUGUUGAGAGUACGGAAGCCGACUACAUCGCAUCUAAAAACUGCGACCUCAUGUUGGUCGGAGAAAUGAUCAGUAUUAGUCAGAUUGGAUUUGCAUGUAGCAAGUCUACAAGAGGGUUGUGUAACGAACUUUCGGAGGCUGUUAGGGAAAUACGAGAGGAUGGGAGCAUGUACAUGCUAUACAGUAAAUGGUUCACCAGUGGGCUUUGUACACCGCCAAACUUGGACGACUACAUCAGUCGACAAGAGACGGCUAAGAUUACAGCCCGACCUCUCACGCUGGCCGAUCUCUCACUCGCCUUUGUGGUUCUCCUGUUUGGCCUUGUUGUCGGGGUGAUUAUGCUGGUGGUUGAAAUACUGGUACACAGGUACAGGAAAAAGAAGGCAGGCCGAAACAUGGAGCCCGUCCGCAUGACAGCCGCCAACGGACGAGGCCAAUCUGAAACACCCGACAACGAUGAGAGUGACAAAGCUCCGAUUGCAGCCGCGGAACCGUGAUGCAUGUGAACGACAAUCAGUGUGCUUAUAUGUGUAUCUACAGGGUCAACAUUACAAAAGCCAAAAUACUCAUAAUGUGUUUUCAAAUUUAAGUUUUUUGGGAGUCAAACAAACUCAGAGUACCACCAACAUCAAACUCUGUUUAUUAGGAGCUACAUUAGUGAUACUAUGUGGGAUCAUCUAUCAGUGACUUCAAUAAUUAACGAUACAGAAUUACUGGGAAUUCGUCAUAAACGAGAACGACAGAAAUUAACAUCAAGUGACACAGUGUCUUAUUUAGAAAGAUAUUUCGUUCAUUUUUUAAUCGCUUGUCACUAUUAUGAAAUUAAGUAUUGUGACCACGCAUUAGAAAAAAAUUCGGAAAGCCUCAGCAAAUGGGAACCAAUAUAGGUGUUCGUAUGUAAUGUAACAGUGAACGCAAAUUAAUGUAUAUCAAGAAAGCAAAAUAUCGACAAUUUUGAUAGUUCAAUAUCCUUAUUGUUCUGUUCAGUGUGGAACGUGUCGAUCAUUUUAGAACAGAACAAAAACGUUUUAUAAAAAGUCCUAUACAGAAUGAUUGAGUCCAAGGCACAAUUAAAUAGUCAUAAAUGCCAAAUAUAUUUUCAGAGAAGAUGCACAUUCACUAAGGGUAAGGACAUUAGAAUAACUCCAGGUAGACACUGCCGCGUCCUAGUGACGUUAACAAGGGUUUCACGACGCAAUCAUCACACAUUGCCGAUAUCUGUAUAACAGCGUAAAACAUAGGUAUUAUAUAGGUGUGAUUCGUCUGCUUUCAUAAACAAUUUUUAAUUUGGUUAAAGUUUAAUAUUAUGACACAGAUUUAGGUUUACGGUGCAAACUUUGGGCUGCCAUGUCAACAUAUUCAGGUGUUGUGUCUACAGCAUUGUUGUAUGUACACGUUAUUCCUUGUAAACAUAUAUAUUUUUGUAUAUAAUGAAACCAUCAAUCUGAUACUUCGCAUGUCUACAGCAUUGUUGUAAUAUAGCAAGGACGUAAUCAACCAAGCGGGAGAUAUAAUGUGCCGCUUCUUGUAAUGUUAACAAGCUUCAUGUCUAUCUAGAUGAAAUAAUGUUAUAGCACAACGUGGCCUCUCCAGUAAUCUCAGUCCGGGGCUGUCCCUUUCAUUUUAUAUCUACAGAAAUUAUUAACGACAUAGAAACACUUAACUAUAUAGAGAUAUAGGUACAGGUGUACCUAUCUUCUCACGUACCGGUACAGGUGUGUUCAUAUCUACACACGUCCGGUACUGGUGUGUUCAUAUCUACACGCUUACCGGUACAGGAAGGAGUGUUCAUAUCUACACACAAACUGGUACAGGUGUAUUCAUAUCUUCACACGGUACAGGAGUGUAAUUUUGUAUGCACGGACCUGUACUUUUCUGCACGCGUAUCUGUACAAAGAUUAUGACUGUAACAAACUACACAUGUAUAUUGUACUUAUACAAGUGUUUUUUUUCAACUAGAUAUACGCUGAAGUGUGCUCUAUCUUACUUUUUAGAAAAGUGUGAAAUACGUGAUCAAUGAACCCGUAUGCAUUAAGUGUAAGAAAUCUGUAUGUUGGAGUGUCCGUAUUAUACUCUCAUUGGCCAAACCUAUCUUUAUCAAUAAUCCAGCUGUUUAUUUAUAUCAAUAUAUUUUACGACGUGAAAGAUUUGCAUGAUUGCUAUACAUUACAGAAUAGUGUAUAUUGUUUUGAUAUUGUAAUUGCAUUAAAACAGUAUACUUAUCAA